Theobroma cacao (cacao) is the source of this 638-nucleotide messenger RNA. RefSeq names its product high chlorophyll fluorescence 153 (gene HCF153). The record is from RefSeq and is a predicted model, not a curated record. NCBI's taxonomy places the organism in Eukaryota, Viridiplantae, Streptophyta, Magnoliopsida, Malvales, Malvaceae.
CUGACUUUCAAAACGUAUAAAUACGGCAGCGAAUGCCAUCCGAACUUCCAACGAGUACCAGCAAUGGCGAGUGUCUCCAUCACCAGCACCAUCAGCUCAUUCUCACCCUCGUUCGUUCUCUGUCCCCCAAUCGCACGUACAUCCUCCAGGCCUUUGCACGUGCCAACUCCGCCGGGUGUUGCGUUCUCCGGCCGCCUAUAUCAUCACCGUAAACCGAGAGGGUUGGCGGUGGUGACGCGUGCGGGUCCCAACACCAGUAGCUACGUGUUUGCGGUGGUGUUCCCGCUGUCUCUCCUGGCGGUUACCAUCUUCACUUCUAUCAAGAUUGCUGAUAAGCUUGACAAAGACUUCCUCGAAGAUCUUACCAUUAAUCAAGCAAUAAGAGAAGGAGAUGAAGACGAUGGUGGUGAUGAUGACGACGAUGGUGAAAUUUCUUUGGAGGAAAUAGUGCAAGAACCCGUGCUUCCACGUACUCGAAACCGACCCAAGAGGGAAGUGUAGGCAGCAUAUCUUUGUUCCAUACUUGUAUUAACUGGAUAAUUUUUUUCUGAAUGUAGAUGUACUCAUAGAAAGAUCCAUCCGAAUAAUGAAAUUUGUGGAAAAAAGCAUUUGAUUUUGGGCUUCUUAUUUGAACUUUA